Molecule: messenger RNA, 2307 nt
Organism: Parnassius mnemosyne (clouded apollo)
Lineage: Eukaryota; Metazoa; Arthropoda; Insecta; Lepidoptera; Papilionidae
Source: the annotation of a GenBank genome assembly
AUGGCCGAUCAGGUAGAUUCAAUGUCAGAUGCGGAACUCCGCACUAAACUAGCCGAGCAUGGAUUUCCGAUUAUGCCGAUUACUGCUUCUACCAGAAAGUUGCUAGUAAAGAAACUUAAACUUGUCUUAGAUAACAAAAGUAAACCACGGAACAGCGUUGAUCCUAAAGUUGAGAGCAGACGGUCGCUAGCACGUUAUUCUAGUGGCGAAGAGUCCGAUUUAGACGCCGCCAAUUUAAAAGAGAAACGGGGGAGGCGUGCUACAACUGGCGGGUCUAUGUUACCACCUACGAGCAGUAAGACUCGUCGUUUGCCCGUUAAGAAAGAUUCUCCUGUGAAACCUGACUCAGACAAAGGUUCUGAAUCUGAGGAGGAAAAAUCUCCUGUGUGCGUACGUGAAAAAGUUGAAACUGUUACCACGCGUCAUAUUACACGCACAUACGCCAAUGAACAAGAUGAAUAUGAAACCGGGUCUGAUAGUGAUGUUGAUAAUGAUAAAAAGACAUCUAGUCCAUUUAGAAGCAAUUCUAGGUCCAGUGAUUAUAUUUCUAGCACUUUAUCGACCAAUGACGCAGCCACUAGCCCUCCUAAAUCCUCUCUAUUCUCGCGACCGUCUAUUUCACCUUCUAAUUACACAUCUCUGUCGUCAUCAGAUCAUCUAAAUUCAAUAAGAUCACGACUUGGGUUAACAUCAUCUUUAGCGGACAGACCAUCUGUGAGUAAUUACACUUCUAACUACACAAGUACUUACCAACCAUCCACAUCAUCGGUAGAUGAAGUAGAAUCUCCAUAUUUAAGUAAUUUCACUCGCAGACUCUCUUCUCUGAAGGCAGAACCUCUAAAACCUACCUCUUAUUUGGACCGUGAUAUAAACAAUGGUACUACAGUUCUACCACGCCGAUCCUUUGUCACCAGUGUUUCAAGAUCUGAUGUAGUUGAUUAUAAAUCAGCAAAUGAUAAAAAAUUCUUGAAAAAUAACCUCGUGUCACUAGCUCUUGUUGUGUUGGUUGCACUUUUUUUUUUUUGCUUAUUCUUUAUGUAUCUAGUUAAAAAAAAUGACAUCACAUCUGUGGUGGAUGAUCAAAACAGUGUAAUACCAAUAUGUCAAUUAAAUAUACCUGGAAAUAGGCCUGGUAUAAAUUGUGUGCCAAGAGAGCAUGUCAGUUAUGCAAAAGAUCUUCUGAAAGUCAUACAUCCAGAACUAACGUCUAGAAUUGCUGCCUAUAAAUGUGGUAAGCCUGGAGCAUUGCCAUAUCUGACAGAAAAAGAAAUUAUAGACUUUGCAAGUGCUAGAGCAGAGACAGUUGAUAUUAGUCAGUGUCGUACAGAUCUGAACAAUUUGCAAGUGUUAAUUGUAAACAACCCUCGAUGGGGCCUCUCUGUUGUUCAGUUGAAGAGUUCGUAUACUAGAGACGUGGAGUACACACCUCUAUCUUCCACUGACUCUGUUGUCCAACAACGUCAUAAAGGGAGCGUAGCUAUAACACUAACAGACCCAUCUACCCCCUUAUCUUGUUUGUUUGUUAAUACUUUAUACUCGGCUGGUUCAACUGUAGUUAUAGUUGGACUUAUGGGUAUCAUAGUACUUGGCUUGCAAAGAUUUUACAAGUACUAUGUAAGAUAUCAGAAAAAGAAAAGUGAGGAAAUCUACUCUAUGGUUGAACAAAUUAUUGAUAUUAUCUCUCAAGAAACUGAAGACAGUGGGGAACCAUAUAUAUCAGUUGACCAUGUGAGGGACACUUUGAUAUCCCCACAGAAUAGAGAAAAAAUGGCCUCAACUUGGGAUGCUGCUGUUAAGUUCAUUCAGAAAAAUGAAAGCAGGGUGAGAAUGGAGGUUCAGUCUGUCGAUGGUGAGGAUUGUAGGGUAUGGAGGUGGAUUUCUCCACAUGGGAGCCCGAAACGUAGUGCUGCAUGGCAAGGGCAGGCUUUUGAGACUCAGGAGGGUUCUGUAAACAAUCUUACUGUGUCCCCCACUCCUUGUCUUAAAAUUCGUCAUAUGUUUGACAAAAACGAUAGUAACCCAAACCUAAGAUCAGUCAUUCAAGAUGCAAUUUUAGAAAAAUGCGAUGAGAAGUGCAACAUUUUGCAUAUCGAUAUUGAAAGGGCAUCCUGUUGUGUUUAUGUCAAAUGCGCAACACCAAUUGAUGCAGGCAUCGUCUAUAGGAGUUUACAUGGCUGGUGGUACGAAGGCAGGCUUAUUACAGUUAAAUACUUGCGCUUAGAGAGAUACAUGCAAAGAUUUCCAAAUUCACCAUCAGUUGGACCAUUUUUAAAGCCUUCUCGUCCAAAGCGCUCCUGGGAGGAAUGA